This is a messenger RNA of Megalobrama amblycephala (Wuchang bream), 607 nucleotides long. RefSeq names its product ATP synthase inhibitory factor subunit 1a (gene atp5if1a). Gene Ontology annotation, molecular function: ATPase inhibitor activity. Bases 118 to 444 code for a protein of 108 amino acids. Gene Ontology annotation, biological process: negative regulation of ATP-dependent activity. The transcript has 3 exons. The record is from RefSeq and is a predicted model, not a curated record. NCBI's taxonomy places the organism in Eukaryota, Metazoa, Chordata, Actinopteri, Cypriniformes, Xenocyprididae. Gene Ontology annotation, cellular component: mitochondrion.
UAACGCUUGAUUUGUCCGGUUUGUUCUCUGGUCAUUUGUUUCCGUGUUCUGAUCUGCACAAGGACAAAUUCUGUUUGAUUGUGUUGCGGUUCGGUUCGAUCAGCAGUGAGUUCGGUCAUGGCUCGGCUGCUGCUGAGGGGCAGUUUGAGGGGGUAUUUCACCUCGCCGCUGCGGAUGGGAUCUGACCAGCUGGGUGAGAUGGGCUCAGGAGCCGGUAAAGGCGGAGGAGCCGGCGGGUCGGUGCGGGAGGCCGGAGGAGCGUUCGGUAAGAAGCAGGCGGCGGAGGAGGAGCGCUACUUCAAGCAGAAGGAGAAGGAGCAGCUGGCGGCUCUGAAGAAACACCAUGAAGAAGAAAUCGACCAUCACAAGAAGGAGAUCGAGCGUCUGCAGAGAGAGAUCGACAGACACAAGGGCAAGAUCCGAAAACUCAAACACGACGACUGAAGCCCGUCUUCAUCUUCAUCAUCAUCACUCCCUGUGCCUGAGAGAGCCUCUGUCUGCCUGUAACCAGUGCUUUAUCAAUAAAUGUUUGCAAAAAUCCGCUGUCUUCAGAGUAGAACGAGUAUGAAAUGAUUUGCAUAUGAAAAUAAACUGAGUUUAUCUGAAA